Mercurialis annua (annual mercury) is the source of this 1420-nucleotide messenger RNA. Its product is annotated as E3 ubiquitin-protein ligase RZF1. Gene Ontology annotation, biological process: protein ubiquitination. NCBI's taxonomy places the organism in Eukaryota, Viridiplantae, Streptophyta, Magnoliopsida, Malpighiales, Euphorbiaceae. Gene Ontology annotation, molecular function: ubiquitin protein ligase activity. The transcript has a single exon. Gene Ontology annotation, cellular component: cytoplasm. The coding region runs from base 198 to 1214 and encodes 338 amino acids. The record is from RefSeq and is a predicted model, not a curated record.
AGAUUACCCAUACAAACAUUUCAAACUAAAUAAAGGAAUGCUUUUUGCCACCCAAUUAAGCCAUUCUUUUCUUUACAUAAAUAUGAAUUCUAAGGUUUCAAUUUUAAUUCCUUUCCAAAACUAGUAUAAACCCAGAAACCGAAAUCAACCCAGACAAAUACCCUUUUGAAUUCUCAACCUAACUGUUCAUAAAGAUUAUGUCUUUAAGCCCACCUAGAACAACAAUAGAUGACCAUACAAUCAGAAUCGCAAGAGCCUUUCAGCCUUACUGGUGCUACCAGUGUCAUCGAAUGGUUCGAAUUGCUGCUUCUGAUCCAUCAGAAAUCAUUUGUCCUCGAUGUUCCGGUCAGUUCCUUUGCGAAAUCGCGAUGAACAGACCUAGACUAGCUGUUGAUUUUACUGGUUUUGAUCCUUCACCCGAAGCUCGAUUACUCGAAGCUUUAUCUCUCAUGCUUGAUCCACCUGUUAGAAGGAGAUUUAAUUUUGGAGUUGAUGAUCUUGAAUCUGAAUAUCGGGGAAGGCCUUGGUUUCGGAGACGAUAUAGAUUGAAUCCUGAAGCUGAAAUACGUCCUAGAAGGCGUCGAAAUUGGAGUUUGGAUGGACUAGAUAACAUUGAAGAAGGACCUGGAAUUCAAUCUAGGCCAAGAACAUGGAUAGUUCUUAGGCCUGUUGAUCCUUUCUCUCCAACUCAACCGAAUUUGCGACCUGAAAACCCGAUUCCUCCCAGGGUUAACGCAAGAGACUACUUUUUUGGCUCAGGACUUAAUGAUUUGAUCGAAGAACUGACUCAAAAUGACAGGCCAGGACCAGCUCCAGCACCAGAAUCAGCAAUUGAAGCAAUACCAAGUGUGAAAAUUGCUGCAAGCCAUUUGAUACACGACUCGCAUUGUCCGGUUUGCAAGGAGGAGUUUAAGGUUGGAGGGGAGGCAAAGGAGUUGCAAUGCAAACACAUAUAUCAUACUGAUUGUAUUAUGCCUUGGUUAAGAUUACACAAUUCUUGUCCCGUCUGUCGACAAGAGUUGCAGGUUGUUCCUGAUGCAAGUAGUACAGCACAAAAUGAUGUUGAAUGUGAAGAUGGAGAAGAUGGUGAUAGAAGGUGUCUGAGAUGGAGGAGGCAGUUGGCUAACCUGUGGCCGUUUCGUCCGAGGUACGGAAGAAUUAGUCCUCACGGCGGAGAAGAUGUUGGCUCUUCUCAUGGAGCUUGUGAGAAUUGAAGUUUAAUCUUUCUUUAAGCUAUCAUUUGUAUGUUAAAGUCCUUGGCUAUUGAAAUAAACUGCAUCGAACUAGGUUGAUGCGUGCGCAGAGUUAAAUUAUUUCAUUUUAUAAGUUUUUAAAUAUUUUAAUUCUAUUUGGCAUUAUAGGUUUAUAUAUUAUCACAUUGAAAUGUUUCAAUAUAGUAUUAAAGAUUUUUAUUUUAUUA